Rhagoletis zephyria (snowberry fruit fly) is the source of this 1796-nucleotide messenger RNA. RefSeq names its product alkaline phosphatase-like. Gene Ontology annotation, biological process: dephosphorylation. The record is from RefSeq and is a predicted model, not a curated record. NCBI's taxonomy places the organism in Eukaryota, Metazoa, Arthropoda, Insecta, Diptera, Tephritidae. Gene Ontology annotation, molecular function: alkaline phosphatase activity.
AAAGUCAUAAAGAUAAAUUGAAAAUUUGUUACCCGGCAUCUGUCGUCCGGCUAAGAAUGGACUACAAUCUCUAAUCGGCAGCAUAUAAAGCAAUUUGCGAAAUUCAUUUAACUAGUGCUAACCAUCUAGUGGAGGAAGCGUGACCAGAAACUCCAGCCCUAAUUUUGCUAGAAAGACGAAACAUCACAGAUUUGAGAGAAAUGCUGCACUUCAGCAUGAAAACAAUCGCUGCGCUAGUGCUGGUGGCCGCGGCUUAUUCUGUGGACAGCUCUUCUGACCUCCAUACGCCGCCGUCAUCUACUUCCAGGAGCACCAAUGUUAUGGCAGGCUUAGGCAUGCCUAUUACCAAUGAAAUCGUGCCCACAGAGGAACUGGAUCCAAAUUUUUGGCGAAAUGCAGCAAAUGAAGAGUUACAGAAGCGCGUCCAGAACAACCAACCAAAUACGAACAAAGCGAAAAAUGUUAUAUUUUUCCUGGGCGACGGCAUGUCUUUGAACACAGUUACCGCCGCGCGCAUACUCAAGGGACAGCGCGAAGGUAGACUGGGCGAGGAGUCACAGCUGAGUUUCGAGAAAUUCCCAUACACCGCCUUGAGCAGAACAUACUGCACCAACGCUCAGGUGGCCGAUUCCGCUUGCUCUUCCACCGCUUAUCUCACGGGCGUUAAGACCAACAUUCUUUCGCUGGGCGUUGGCCCAAAUGUGAACUUCAAUGAUUGCGAAGCCUCCAUGGAUCCGGCCAACGACCUCACUUCACUUUACGAUUGGGCGCAGGCAGCUGGUAAAUCCACCGGUUUCAUCACCACCACCAGCCUCACACACGCCAGCCCGUCCGGUGGUUACGCGCAUGUCGCGAAUCGCUUUUGGGAGUCUGAUACAGACGUGCGUACCUUUCUCGGCGACAAUUACACCACCAAUUGCAUUGAUAUAGCCACGCAACUUAUUACCGAGGAGCCAGGCCGUAAUUUGGAUCUGAUAAUGGGCGGAGGUAUGGGCAAAUUUUUGCCAAAAACUAUGAUCGACAAAUUCGGCAAUGCCGGUGAACGGUCGGAUGGCAAAAAUCUACUCUCCGAAUGGCAGCGCCGCCACCCGGGUGGUGUGCUGGUCAGCAAUCGCAAGGAGCUGCAGGCACUCAAUAUCAACCAAACCACCAGUGUGAUUGGGCUUUUCCAAUCAAAGCUGAUGAAUUACCAUCUUAAUGCUUCCGAAGGCGAGCCGACCUUAUCCGAAAUGACAGAGACGGCCAUUAAAUUUUUGAGCAAAAACGAAAACGGUUACUUCGUCUUCAUCGAGGGCGGUCUGAUCGAUUACGGCAAUCAUUACAACACGCCCGGCAUCAGUCUGGAUGAGACAAUAGAAUUCGAGAAGGCUGUGGAGUUGGCGCGCAACUUAACCAGCACCGAGGACACACUCAUUGUAGUGACGGCCGACCAUGCCCAUCCGCUCAGCAUCUCCGGCUAUCCUGAGCGUGGAAAUGAUAUUUUAGGCUUAAAUGAGAUUGGUUACGAUGUGAAUGGCGUACAUUAUGCCACAUUAAAUUACGCUGUAGGCACUGAGCAGUACUUGGAUGAAAAUGGCAAUCGCAUUGAAUUGGAAGGAAAAUUCGCUGACACUCCAGAUUUUACUUUUCCAAGUUAUAUUAAAGGCUCGAUAGGCGUACAUGCUGGUGACGAUGUGGGCGUAUACGCAUCGGGGCCACAUGCCCAUCUCUUCACUGGCGUCUUGCAGCAGAAUACGCUGCCUCACCUAAUGGCUUACGCUGCUUGCAUUGGUAAUGGCGCAAAGUCUUGCGCUUAA